Molecule: messenger RNA, 1822 nt
Organism: Macadamia integrifolia
Lineage: Eukaryota; Viridiplantae; Streptophyta; Magnoliopsida; Proteales; Proteaceae
Product: polygalacturonase QRT3
Exons: 3
Coding region: 9-1505 (498 amino acids)
Molecular function (GO): polygalacturonase activity
Source: RefSeq, a predicted model, not a curated record
CUCUCCUAAUGGUGAUCCCUUCAACAAGAAGUGGCAAAACCGGAGUACCCAUUAAAGCUUUGUGUUUCCUCCUACUGUUUCUAUUUCUUCUGAUACAGGAAGCUAAAUGCAAGCUCCCACCACCUCAAAGGACCUUCAAAGAACACCACGACAAGUUCUUGAAGACAGCGGCAGCUCGGUCGAAGGCGGUCGUGAACAGCCACAAGGGUAGCGAAAGCACCAAGGUUAAGAAGGAUGGAAGGGUUUUCUAUCCGAUUGGAUAUGGAGCAGACCCGAGUGGGGAGAAGGACAGUAGUGAAGCCAUUUUGGAUGCUUUGAAGGAUGUGUUUCAAGUGGGGAAGCGUGGGUCGGUGUUGCUUCCUGGGGUCUCUGAUCUUGGUGGUGUAGUCAUUGAUUUCCAAGGUGGUAACUACUCUAUUAGCAAACCCAUUCGUUUUCCUGCUUCCAGCAUGGGCAAUGUUGUGGUACAAAGAGGGACCCUGAGAGCUUCCAAGACCUUCCCUGGUCAGAGGCAUCUCAUUGAAUUAUGGUCUCACAAUUCUGGAAAAACUGGUGCUAACAAUGCUGGAAUCUACUAUGAGGAUAUCACCUUCCGGGACCUCCUCUUGGAUUCAAAUCUCCAAGGAGGUGGAAUCUACACAAAAGAUUCAGCCCGAAUCCGUAUCGACAAUUGUUUCUUCAUCCACUUCACCACUCAAGGCAUCCGAGUAGAAAAUGGCCAUGAGACCUUCAUCUCAAGUUCUUUCCUUGGCCAGCACCCGACAGUCGGCGGUGACAAAGGCGAGAAAUGGUUCUCCGGUACCGCAAUUGAUCUUGCCAGUAAUGAUAAUGCAGUCACUGAUGUUGCCAUCUUCUCGGCGGCAACCGGAAUUAUCUUACGUGGUCAGGCUAACAUUCUCACCGGGGUACAUUGUUACAAUAAGGCCACAGGCUUUGGUGGUAUAGGCAUACUAGUAAAGUUGGGAGGGUUGUCACAAACUAGGAUAGAUAAUUGUUACUUAGACUAUACAGGUAUAGUGAUGGAAGACCCAGUUCAAGUCCAUGUUAGUAAUGCAUUCUUCUUAGGGGAUGCUAAUAUUGUGUUGAAAUCCAUCAAGGGACAGAUAUCAGGAGUAAAUAUAUUGAAUAACAUGUUCACUGGGGAUCCUAAAAAUAUGGUUCCUAUUGUGAAAUUGGAUGGGAAAUUUAGGAACAUUGAUCAAGUUGUGAUUGAUAGGAACAAUGUCAAUGGCAUGAAAUUAAAGACGACGGUCGGGAGAUUGACAGUCGCCGGAAAAGGGACUAAGUGGGUGGCCGACUUCUCGUCGAUGUUGGUGUUUCCAAACCGUAUAAAUCAUUUCCAGUACUCGUUUUACUCUCAAGGGAACUCCGAUUUUGUAUCGCAUGCCAUCACAAAUGUUUCCAAUAAUGUGGUGGUUGUGAAGAGUAAAAGGGUUGUUGAUGGGGUGGUAUCAAUGGUGGUUGAUCAAGAUGCCUUGCAAGGAGAGAAGAAAUUCAUCAGAUAAAUAUUGUAAGCAUGCAGAUUUCUUGACAUGCCCUCUCAAAAAACAUAAAAAAAAAAAAAAAAAAGACUCUACACUCAUGGGCUUGAGAGAAAACCGUUGCCCAUAUUGUAAAUACCAACUCUAGUGGCAAACUUAAAUGGAAGUUUUAAGUUGGAUUUGAGGUUGUCAUGAUUUUUUUUUUUUUUGGUUGAGGUUCAAGAUGAGAGAUUGCUAGGAGAUGCAAGACUAACAAUGCAUAGUGUCUUAUAAUGAUGUAUGGUUGUGUCUAAUAAAUCUUUUCUUUAGCUUCUUAUAUAAAAUGAAAUUAGUGCAAGAAA